Molecule: messenger RNA, 8065 nt
Organism: Phyllostomus hastatus (greater spear-nosed bat)
Lineage: Eukaryota; Metazoa; Chordata; Mammalia; Chiroptera; Phyllostomidae
Gene: PRICKLE2
Product: prickle planar cell polarity protein 2
Exons: 8
Coding region: 444-2981 (845 amino acids)
Molecular function (GO): zinc ion binding
Source: RefSeq, a predicted model, not a curated record
ACCAGCUGACCCGGGUCUGGCUCGGGAUCAGUUGGUGACGCUGAUGCUGGGGUCUGAGACUUCCUGCAGAUUGACGAAAGCGAGGUUCUCAGGAAAGCAAUCGGAUCCAUAGGAAGGGUAGAAGUCACACUUUUUUCCCCUGCCUGGUGGCUUCCAGCAGGAUCUGGAUCCAGUGGUGCUGUUUUCUGUGAGUGAAUGCGGAGAAGCUCGGGCUUGAGCCUGCUGCUGGCUUCAGGAAGGGUCCAGUUUGGAAAAAGGGUUUCUACAAGAAGAUGCUUUGGCUGCCUGCGGUCCUGCUUGCUUUCCUAGAAGCCAGGCUCAGGGAGAAAGUGAACUGGGGCAAUUGACAAGCUCAGAGAGUCUUGGAGAAUCUACAGAGACUGGGCUUUCAUCUUCCUUGAAGGAAGAUCUGUCUGCACUGCAAGUGCCCUCAGGAGGAGCACAUGGUGACAGUGAUGCCCCUGGAGAUGGAGAAGACCGUCAGCAAACUCAUGUUUGACUUCCAGAGGAACUCGACCUCGGAUGAUGACUCAGGCUGCGCCUUGGAAGAGUAUGCCUGGGUCCCACCUGGGUUGAAGCCUGAACAGGUUCACCAGUACUAUAGCUGUCUCCCAGAGGAGAAAGUCCCUUAUGUCAACAGUCCUGGAGAGAAACUGCGAAUCAAGCAACUAUUACACCAGCUGCCACCACAUGACAAUGAGGUCCGAUAUUGCAACUCCCUGGAUGAGGAAGAGAAACGGGAGCUGAAGCUCUUCAGCAACCAGAGGAAACGCGAAAACUUGGGCCGAGGGAAUGUCAGGCCCUUCCCAGUCACCAUGACAGGAGCUAUUUGUGAACAGUGUGGUGGCCAGAUUAAUGGCGGGGACAUCGCUGUGUUUGCAUCACGCGCCGGCCACGGUGUUUGCUGGCACCCACCCUGCUUCAUAUGUACUGUCUGCAAUGAGCUCCUGGUGGAUUUGAUCUACUUCUACCAGGAUGGGAAGAUAUACUGUGGCAGGCACCAUGCCGAGUGCCUGAAGCCACGCUGUGCAGCCUGUGACGAGAUCAUCUUUGCUGACGAAUGCACCGAAGCCGAGGGGCGGCACUGGCACAUGAAACACUUCUGCUGCUUUGAGUGUGAGACAGUGCUGGGUGGCCAGCGCUACAUCAUGAAAGAGGGAAGGCCCUACUGUUGCCACUGCUUCGAGUCCCUGUAUGCAGAAUAUUGCGACACCUGUGCCCAACACAUAGGGAUCGACCAAGGCCAAAUGACCUAUGAUGGCCAGCACUGGCAUGCCACUGAGACCUGCUUCUGCUGUGCUCACUGCAAGAAAUCCCUCCUUGGGCGGCCAUUCCUCCCAAAACAGGGACAGAUAUUCUGCUCACGGGCCUGCAGUGCUGGGGAGGACCCCAAUGGCUCAGACUCAUCUGAUUCCGCCUUCCAGAAUGCCAGGGCCAAGGAAUCUCGGCGCAGUGCCAAAAUUGGCAAGAACAAGGGCAAGACGGAGGAGCCAGUGCUGAACCAGCACAGCCAGCUACAAGUGAGUUCCAACCGGUUGUCUGCCGACGUGGACCCCCUGUCACUGCAGAUGGACCUGCUCAGCCUGGCCAGCCAGACACCCAGCCUCAACCGGGACUCCAUCUGGAGGAGCCGGGAUGAGCCCUACCAUUACGGGAACAAGAUGGAGCAGAACCAACCCCAGAGUCCCCUGCAGCUACUCAGCCAGUGCAACAUCAGAACUUCCUACAGUCCAGGAGGGCAGGGGGCUGGGGCCCAGCCAGACAUGUGGGCCAAGCACUUCAGCAAUCCCAAAAGGAGCUCAUCCCUGGCCCUGAAGGGGCACAGUGGCAGCUUCAUCAAGGAAUGCCGAGAAGACUACUACCCGGGCAGGCUGAGAUCCCAGGAGAGCUACAGCGAUAUGUCUAGUCAGAGCUUUAGUGAGACUCGAGGCAGCAUCCAAGUCCCCAAAUAUGAGGAGGAGGAGGAAGAUGAGGAAGGGGGAAUGUCCACUCAGCAGUGUCGGACACGUCAUCCACUCAGUUCCCUGAAAUACACUGAGGACAUGACACCCACAGAGCAGACCCCUCGGGGCUCCAUGGAAUCGCUGGCCCUGUCUAAUGCAACAGGCCUCUCCGCGGAUGGUGGCGCCAAGCGCCAGGAGCACCUCUCCCGGUUUUCCAUGCCUGACCUCAGCAAAGACUCUGGCAUGAACGUCUCUGAGAAGCUUAGCAACAUGGGCACACUUAACUCGUCCAUGCAGUUCCGGAGUGCGGAGUCCGUUCGCAGCCUGCUCUCAGCCCAGCAGUACCAGGAGAUGGAGGGAAACCUCCAUCAACUCGGCAACCCCAUUGGCUACAGGGACCUGCAGUCCCGCAGCAGGAUGCAUCAGAGCUUUGAUUUUGAUGGAGGAGUGACAGGCAGCAAGCUGCCGGGGCAGGAGAGCGUGAGGAUCCAGCCCAUGAGCGAACGUACACGGAGAAGAAGCACCUCCCGUGAAGAUAGCCGCCGCUUCCGACCGCACAGAUCCAGGAGGUCCCGACGCUCCCGUUCAGAUAACGCCCUGCACCUGGCCAGCGAGCGUGAUGCCAUCUCUCGCUUGAAAGAAAGGCCCCCGCUCCGAGCCAGAGAGGACUAUGACCAAUUCAUGCGCCAGCGGAGCUUCCAGGAGAGCCUGGGCCAGGGGUCCCGGAGGGACCUGUACAGCCAGUGCCCAAGGACUGUGUCAGACCUGGCUUUGCAGAAUGCUUUUGGGGAGCGAUGGGGACCCUACUUCACCGAGUACGAUUGGUGUUCUACCUGCUCCUCCUCCUCAGAGUCCGACAAUGAGGGCUACUUCCUAGGAGAACCAAUUCCCCAGCCAGCCCGCCUGCGAUAUGUCACAAGCGAUGAGCUUCUGCACAAAUACAGCUCUUACGGCCUCCCCAAGUCAUCCACCUUAGGUGGCAGGGGACAGUUGCACAGCAGGAAAAGACAAAAGAGCAAAAACUGUAUUAUUUCUUAAUCUGAUUGGUGUCAGGGAAUAGGGGAAGAUGGGAGCUAAGAAUGUAAAUUCGGAAACUUGCACUGUUUUAAAUUUUAAAGCGCUUUUCGAGGUGGUUACUAGGGGAGAAAAAGGGACAUGCUCUCGCUUGAUGAAGGAAAGAUUACAGAUUGGCUCGUCUGGUAGUCACAGUUCUUGGCAUGUUGAAUAUUAUUUGCACAUUUCACUUUGGAGACGCUAUAGACUCUGUGGAGGCCAGGGGUGGUCACCUCCCUCCCAUCAGUGUGUUGAGUUGCCACUCGCAAGAUGAUAAAUUGCUUCCUGCUCGCUUGUAUCCUCUCUGAUUCUCUUACUUUUAGGACCCUUUUCCCAGUAAGUGAUUUGUUUAUUAGCCAAAACCCAAGUCUAAGUUAUUUACAUGUCCAUUGUAAAUGCAAUGUAAAUGAGAGUUCUGAUAAAAUAUUUUUGUAUUUUGUAAUAUCAAAGGAAUUUCUAUAUCGUAGGACUCAGUUGAAGACCUGCAUGCACAUCCAGCAUUGUCUUUGAGUAGUAUUCAGAGGUGGUCCAGGACCACCUUUUGUUUUUUCUUUUUUCUAUACAAAUUUGUUACAUGUCAGUGACACUUUUUUCAAAUGAAUUUAUUCUAUUUGGCUUUUUGUGGCUAAAAAAAUUAUUAUACUCAAAACAUGUUAUGCUCUAUUCCACUUAAGGAACCAUCCUUAAGUCCACUUCCACCCUCAGUAGAAUGUAUUCUCUACCAAGUGAUAGUCAUUUUUUUUAAAUAGCAAAUAUAACUUUGCCAAUUAGAGAAACCAAUCAGUGUCAGUAAAUUCUGUGAGAAACACCAUCCCUGCUGGGAACACUGAAGUUGCUCACUAUUGAUCUCUCCCUUGGGAAAAUAUCAGUGACUGUGAGUGGUGUUGUGUGAUGUCAGCAUGACAUUGUUUGAGUGUGGCAUUAUUUUCUGGUGCUCAUGUUUCCUGGAUUGUAUUAUCUGCUUUCCUUUACCAAGGCAGACAGAACAGCUGCCUUAGCCUGACAACCGGUUGUCCUCAGUGCAAAUGAACUUAAGCAUUAGGAUCUUGGGAACAGGGAGGUUCUGAUGGGGCUCUGGGAGUGAUGGUAUGUUCUAGAUUAUAUGUUAUACAUGGAGAAGGAAUAAGGUGAUUUGAAAUCAGAAAGCAGGUCAGGGGCAGAAAUGAAGGAUCAUAUGAAGGUCAGGGCAAAGAAGAACUUCUAGAAAUGAAAUAGAGGAGAGGUGACAGCCAUCUUGAAUAGCCCCUAGUGUUUACGGAAGGAAUCCAAUUUAACACACUCCCUGGCCAGAGCAUCUGGGUAACCCAGAAAGGUUGAGCUGCUCAGGAGAUUUCAGUGUAGUGAUCUUGAAAAACAAGUGUUGAAAGGAAGAUUUCCAUUUUGAACUUUGGGGACCUUGGGUCAGACAGAAGAUGGGCUCAAAAGUGAGUUUGCUUAAAGAAGACAUUUAACGGUUGUGUUGUUUAUAGUAAAAUAAUACUUCCUACCUUGCUUCAGUUAAAAAUGAAGCGCUUGCUUUUUCCUCCAUUCUUCUCCUCCCCUUUAUGGAUUGUGGCCAUUGAAAUAAUCCAUCACAGGACCCACUUUUAGUAAGAUGUGUUGUCCAUGUGCUACACGAUGUAUCUCAGUGGCCAUCUGCCAUGGUGAGGUGAGCGUGAUCUCUUUUCAGUAUAAUAGUUAAUAUUUUCUAGUAUUUUUUAUGGAGAGAAUGUGAAAAGUGGCUUUUCAGAUACCAUGCCAAAUGGGUCUGGGGAAAGGAAGGCUGUACAGGAUGUGGAAAUGGCACUCCAUUCAGGAUGUAUUAAAAUAAUUUGCUUUUCAGGUAUUAAUAUGACAUUUGUCAUUGUCACUGAUUUUUUAAAAAUGCAAUGCAAAUGUUGGUUGUGGCUGUUUUCCGCAUGCUAUCUUCAUAUCUAAAUGCUUCAUUAAUUAUCCAAGCCUCUGGAGAAUUAACUCUAUUACGUUUAUAUAGGAAGUUUGUAAACUGCUUGGCAAACUGAUUUUAAGAAAUAAUGUGCAACACCACACGACUAAAGUGGUGGGUUUCUGGUAGAAAUUGGGCAAGUCCAAUUUGGAUUUCUGAGUUUCUUGAUUGAUGAAAACAAAAGGCAUUUUGGAAAAAGGAAAAAGAGAAAAAGUGAUGACCUGACCUGGCAAAAAGCUGAAAACAAUGUCUAUCCUCUGUGGCCUGGAAUCCAAUGAAAGAAAUUCUCCUAGUAAAUGUUGCUUCCUAACUCUGCCCUUUUCAGAGUACCUCUUGCAUUUCCCAGAUGGGGCUUUAACCCUAUCAGCAGAAACUGACACAUAAAUAGUGUCCAAAGGGAUUGGAGGAAUGAGCAAUUUGAGAUCUAUGUGCCCCAUGAGCACCCAGCAGCCGAACUGGUCAGAGCUUGAGAUGUAAUCAAUAAAAGCCUCAGGGUCAACUGUCUACAGACAAGAUCACCUCCAUGUAGUCCAGCACUGCAGGGGCCUUCCCACCCCACACUCAAUCAGGCACCUUACAGAGAAUGCUGACAUAGAGUGACUAAAUUCUCGAAAUGAUGAUGAAACCUCCAGGUGAAUGCCCCAGGGAGAGCAGGGUGGCAUUGUACUGGGAAUUCCACCUGUUAGUGAUAACUUACAUAUAACAUCCCAGAAUACAAUUUCCAAAAAUUCAAAGCAUUUUCUGAGGCAUGAACUUAGGGUCCUUACCUGAUUCCUCCAUCAUAAUCAUCAGCUCUCCUUGGUCAACUUUCACUGUGAGUCAGGGAUGUGCUCACCUCUUCUUACAUCAUCGUUCUGUCUUCUGUAGACUGGUUUUAUCAAAGUAAUCUUUUCCCAGUUUUCUCUGCUCUAAUGUCAUAUGGUUUUGUUUGUUUUUCUACCUUUUCUCAUGUUGGUCCUCUUCUUGUCUUGGUUAACACCAUAUUUUCUGAGUUCAGUUCAUGUCCUAUUUGCUGCUCAAUUCAGUGGCAUCAGAACUGGCUCUUUCCCAAGAAGUAGAAGUUAUUGACAGUGCCCUGAAUGGUGCUGCCAAUAUAUACCAUUGUUGAUACUGUGAACAGGUUUCAUAGUAGGCUGCUGGCAUUGAGAGUGGCAUUCAGGUACCCUUCCUUCUGUUGUGUAGUUCUGGGAUCUCUACCAAUUGAAGGUGGAUGAGCUGAGGGAAACCAGAACUGUGCUUCUUGGUCUUGCACAUGUUCAAAAGGGGAGAAUCUCUAGCAUUGAUUGUUUGACAGCUUCUUUCCAUAUUCAUGUUUUUUCUGGUCCUUCCUUUCCACCCCCAGCCAGCCCAGUGACCAAGCAAUUUUGUAUUAUUAAUAUGGGACCUAGAGGCAGCUCUUCCUCAUCCACUUCUCAUUCUGUAGGAUACUCCUGCACUGCAACAAGUUCUUCUCCUGCAGCAGCUUUCUGCUUCCUGGGCAUCACUAGCAGUGGUUGAGUUCAGGUGGGGCCAGUGAUGGCAUAUACAUAGCAUGUACUCUGCAACCUGGGCAGAUAUAACCAAUGUGUCACAGUCUAUUUUCAGAGAACAUAGAUACAGCCUCAAAAAUCUUGUGACAUUCUAGCCAGCCAGAACUGGUUAUCAGUACUGAUCUUAUUUGUCUGAUAACAAACCUUUCUUGUGAACUGUUUCUUACUUGUCUUUAAACCUGGGCUCUUUUACCAUUGGCCAAAAAUAGUACACCAGCCACUUAAGAAGCAUCAUUUAUAAAUAAUUGUGAGACUCCAAUUCCUAUGUCCCCAGAUUAUGAGUGCUAAUGGGAGCUGACUUUUUAGCUGACUCUGAUUCUUUAGGCUAAAGGAAGACAAAUCUCUUUGGCCUCCUUUCCCCUCCUCAUGUUACUGGCCAGUUAUUAUAGGCAGCCUCUGUUUGUCUUCUUGCAGAGGUCAGAUAGGAGUCCAUCUUAUUCUUCAUCUAAUCCCACCUUCUAACAAGAAAUAACACAAAUACUUAAAUUCUAAGGAGAAGUGCUCUUUGUGUAUUUCUGUCUAACAGAAACCAUAUGCUAACACAUAAGAAGGAGAAUCUAUGAAAAGGGAAGUGGAAGAUGGAACCAGCUAUCUGAAUAUUCAUGCCAGAAGAGUUGCUGUUAGCAACUGUUUGGCAGCUUUGGGGCUUUGAAAUGGCCUCUGGACUGCAUUCCAGGUGCAGGACUCAGCCAAGCCUCCUCUGUGAUUUGGAAGACAGUUUCAUGCUGCCUUUUGAGGUAUAGAUAUUUAAGCACUAGGGAAGUAGACAUGAUGAGAAUUUUGCCUUGCCUCCUGUGGUUUGUCCCUCUGGGACGUAGCAGAUACCAAUGCUUGUUUGACCACUUGGAAGCAGUCACCAAGUUUAGGAUCAUGAAAGGAUUUGAUUCUUUUUCCAUUUUCUCAUAAUAGUAGCCCAGUCAACGCAAGACUCAUAAAACAUGACUCACUGUUGGGAGCUAUACUAUUUUAUAGGCUUACUUCCUGCUGACAAAACUAGCUUUCUCAAGGGGAAUAAAAAGGAGGGAGGAAAAGUCACAGUGUUAGGAAAACAUUUCUAUUAUUUUGAUAUGAUGAAUCCAUAGGAUAGAAAAAAAAUGUCUAUCCUGAGAGUUUUCUGAGACAUCCCUUCACUCUACUGGGCAUUUGGCCUUUGAUGUUCAGUAGGUCACUGACCAAGCUUUUGUAAAUUUCAUGAAGAGAGUUACUCACCAGUAAGUUCUCUCCUCAAGUCUUCCUGGUGAUUUCCUAUUUCCCCAUAAAACAUUUUGGUUCUAUUUAUGGACCCUGACUUAACACUCUGUGGCCUAUGAGUCCUCCAUUUUCCUUAGCAAAUAAGGACUUUAGCAGUUUCCCCCGUACUAAAUAUUCUUUCCUGUACAGGAUUGCUUUGCCAUCUCCUGCUUUAAUUCCAAGUGCAUAAACAAAACCUCAGAGGGCCUGAGAAGGUGAGGCAGGCCAAAGUCUGUUGUGUGUCGAAUGUCGAACUAUUUGUUAAGAAGGUCUGCAACAGGCCUUUGGGGUAGGCUCUGCCAGAGACUGUGAACACUUUGCUUGAGAUCCGUGCCCUGUAAAAUGGAUUUGAUGUUUUACUGAUGUCUGUAAUACAUUUGUAAACU